GAUCGAUUAACGACGGGACUUGUUUUUCAUUAAUACUCCUUCUCCCACGGCAGACUGUCAUGCCCAACCGGGGAAAUCUUUCAGUCUACUAAUCGCAUAAUAUAUAGUACUGGAGCAUGGAUUCCCCAUCAAGCGUCAUGUCUAGCCCCUCAAAGGUAUUCAAUAAUCCUCUGUCAAGCCCAACGAAAGCGCUGAACCCUCUUUCACCGGAGCGCCUGAAUCAGCAGGCGUUUCCCAACUCACCAACGUUACCUAAUGACGUACGCAAUAUGCAACGGAAGCCUAGAGGUUUAUCGGAUGUCCAAGCCAAGGUUGCGUAUUUGAACAAUUUAUCCCGAGGGAACAGUCCAGCAGCGCCAUCAACACAGUCAUCUGCCGGAAACUCGGCGGCGCUUCAACGUGCCAUUCUAGGCCGUGAGGAGGCGGAGUCCGCACUGGCCAAUGUUUCUGCUCAACUCUCAGAAGCCCAGUCUCGUGAGCGUCGCAUCAGUGAGAGACUCGAAUCGUUGCUCGAAGAACUACAAACUGCAAAGACACGACAAGCCCACGAAAGAGCAGUAUUUGAGAAGGAAAUACGGAAAGCAAGAAAAGAGGCUUUUCGUGCAGGAUCUGUAUUGGUAAAAGCUCAGGAAGAAUUAAAACAGGCGAGAUCUGAGGCCAAAGUAUUAAAGGAUGAGGUCCAGUCAGAGCGAGAAGCGAAAGAAAAGGCGAAGCAGGAGGCGUUCGAGCGUGCGUACACACUCGCGGGUCUGAUGGAGGAAAUGGAGGUAUUGAAAGGACGCUUGCGAACGGCAGAAGCGAACAGCCAUGUGGAUACUCUAGAAGCACGUGCCCAGGAGAUGCACAAAGGAGAUGUUGGAAGACUAUCACUAGCAGAAGGCGACCUUGCAUUCCUCCAAACGCCUACGCCUCGAAGACCGAAACGAUCGGCAGAAGAAUCCGAUGGUACGCCAUUGCAAAGCCGUUUCAACCAUUCUGUUGCCCAAGACACUCCUCCAAAGAGGCCAAGGGUCUCCGAUGUUACACCUCGGAACGAAAUCCAGAAUUUGGAUUCGCCGGAAGCGAAAGGCGACGAUAUUCACGAAUUACAAAUAAAGUUAGAAUCUGAACGACAGCUGAGGGUCAACGCGGAAGAUAUGAUAGAGUUCCUGAAAGUUGAAUGCAUGUUCAAACGAUGCACUUGUCGUAUCGAAGAAGAGCGAGAAAAGAGCCAUAUUCAAGAUACGACACAACAUGCAACCAAGAAACCCGCUAGCCCCGGCGAACACAUCGACAAAGAUGAACAUGCAGGCGCCAAACCGCGUGUUGAAAAUUUCCCACUUUCUCCCGGUAAAAGUUCUGGUCAUUCUAUCGAGUCCGCUGAAGAGCCUGAAACAGAAGAUCAGCCACAGACAGAGGAAACUACUAUAACAUUCUCACCCGCCACUGGAACUUUUCAUACAAUUCCAUCUCCUGUCCGAAGGUCACCAACGAAGAAGCUGGAGCAUGAUAUUGUAGAGCUUCCUCAGCUUAUCACUGAGAACCAGUCGACCCCCCAACCACAAGUCACUAGCCCACUUGCGAAGUACGACGUACCAUGGGACGAGACACCUUUUGAAACAGUCCAUGAGAUCCAAGCCCGUGCUCCGCUCUCCCCCUCUAAGGUCCGUCCUUCACCCGCUACUAGUGACGUGCCAUGGGACUCUGAAGUACCUGAGCAACAUCGGUUAGAAGGCAAUGUUGAUGGGCAUGAUAGCGUCAGGAGAAUACCAUUGCGGAAUGAAAGCGUGGAACCAGACCACUUGCUCGGCGUCCCGGGAACACCUAUUGACCGAGAGGAAGCCCUGGCACAGAUCCGGGCAAGGCGGGGCCGAACCAACAAUAUGAAGAGAUCUGUCAGUGCCAACGAAAGUACGUUACGCGCUGGUGGCAUGGGUGUGACUCCCGUUAGAGCGGCGCGUCGGAUUCCUGCCGUUCAGAAUCCAGAUGGAAGGUACAGUGAGAUACGAAGUCGAAGGGACAUGAGUGCGCCAGUCAGGAUGUUCCACCGGUAACACUUAUCUCACAUUACAUAGCCUGAUAGAUGUUUACGACGAUUUGGACAGAAGCAUUUAUUAACUCUGGAUAACUUAUGAUACCCUGGUGCUCCAAGGGGAAUGGCGUUCUGGGAGGUUUUAUUUAUUUCUUUUUUUCCGAUAGCAAUUUAACGGAGCUCUUAAUCACCACUCAGUGUCUUUUGGGUGUUCUGGCUCGCCUUUACGAUAAUUUCGUCUACAUCUCUUCUGCCCGAUGGGUUUCGGCAUAUCCUUUUUGUGACACAUGAUGAUGGGAAGUUUAGAACAAGGAAUCUCGACUUCCUUUUAUACUUUCUUUUUUGCACCAUGCACAGGCAUUCCACUCAUUUCCUACGAUGUUCAUUAAACUAUUUACUAUUUUUCCUUUG
Molecule: messenger RNA, 2422 nt
Organism: Aspergillus pseudonomiae
Lineage: Eukaryota; Fungi; Ascomycota; Eurotiomycetes; Eurotiales; Aspergillaceae
Exons: 1
Coding region: 117-2033 (638 amino acids)
Source: RefSeq, a predicted model, not a curated record